Molecule: messenger RNA, 468 nt
Organism: Aspergillus puulaauensis
Lineage: Eukaryota; Fungi; Ascomycota; Eurotiomycetes; Eurotiales; Aspergillaceae
Exons: 5
Coding region: 1-468 (155 amino acids)
Source: RefSeq, a predicted model, not a curated record
AUGGUUUGCUAUCUGAUUGUAAACCCUGACCCGCGGACACCGGGAAACUAUACGAAUGUGGGCGGCCAUCGAGGCUUCCUCGUCAAACUCGGCGACGGCGAACUUGGAGACAGAUACCAAGUCCACAAUCCCACUGCCUAUGGAGUUCAGAACCGCAAUCAUAGACGCGACGACAAGUUCCGCCAUAAUGUCACCGGAGACGGCAUCCGUGCUAAUGAGGAAUACGCUCUAGCCAAGGCGCUGGAGUAUCAAUAUUUCAAAUGGGAUGAUCUCGACCCAGCAAGAACUGAAUGGCAUAAAGUAGCAGAGGCGGAUUAUGGUCUGACACUGGAACAAAUCCGACAAAAGCUUGUCCGAGCGAUCCAGCUGUUCCCGUCCGUCAGAUAUGGCAAGAACUUGGAUUCCUGUUCUCCUCAGGAGUUUGAUGAUCUCAUGGAGGAAAUCGGCUCUAAUGAGGUUAACCUAUAG